This is a messenger RNA of Porites lobata, 490 nucleotides long. Lineage: Eukaryota; Metazoa; Cnidaria; Anthozoa; Scleractinia; Poritidae. The record is from the annotation of a GenBank genome assembly.
AUGACAAGCCAACGAUCAAAUUAUGUGCUUAAGGUACGUAAUGACAUAAUUAAGAACUGAACUGACCGGUUCAUCUCUGAAGGGGCCAGUUAACUAUAUAUGUGCUGCCUGGUAACAAUGAACUAACAGUUGCGUCGAUAGUAUUGUCAAAAUUAAUGGAAUAAUGUUUUCUUUCCAGGUACCACAACAGUUGCCAGGAAGCAACAACUGUGGAUUUCACAUAUUCAUGUUUGCUGACCAUUUUUUAAAGGUACAGUACAGGGGUAAAAUCACUUUAUAUUACCACCAAAAUUUAGAUUUCAUGUUAGUAGUUUCUCUUGACUUUCAUUAAUGUAAAGGCACAUUCAUUUUUGCUAUUCUAUAGGACCUGAAGGUGUACGAAAGUGAUCCGAAUGGAUAUGUCAAUGCUGAACAUCAGUGGUUUGAUCCGAAAGAUGCCGAAACCAAGAGGACAUUGACAAGGACUCAUUUGGAAGCUCUUUUUCAGUGA